AACAGAGCAGUUGGUGUUGAGUUUCCUGCUUGUGAACAAGGGUGCUGUUCAGUUGGCAGCAGAACAGAGAAGCAAGUUCGAUACGGUCGCAAGGGGAUAUAAGGCGGCUGGUUGGUAUUGCCCCCAUGAUUCAUUCGGCUUUGAGCAACAUCACACCCCCCAACGAACCAACGGAACUUUGUUAUCUGGUUGUUUUAUUCUUAGCUUUAAGGUUGGUGGUUUCUUCCGUUCUUUGUCCCAUUGUUCAACGGCCUUUAUCUUGUCACCCCCUGGCAGACAAAGAUCUUGUCAGCGGGAUCUUCUCCGCCUUGUCAUUCCAGACAAUGGAAGAAAAACGCCACCCAGGGGCCGUUUUUCUUUGUAAUAGCUCUUGCUGGUCCAUCCCUUGAGCAGGAUUGCUGCAAAGAAAAUCAUUGCAACAACUGAGGAGGCGACUAAUGCGGAGUGUCCACCCAGCCAGCUCUGGCUUCCAUCACGCCAAAGGCUCCUCAAUUGCCCUCAACAACUCCUUCGGCAUGCUC
Messenger RNA from Neurospora tetraspora, 521 nucleotides. RefSeq lists its product as uncharacterized. Bases 126 to 389 code for a protein of 87 amino acids. The transcript has a single exon. NCBI's taxonomy places the organism in Eukaryota, Fungi, Ascomycota, Sordariomycetes, Sordariales, Sordariaceae. The record is from RefSeq and is a predicted model, not a curated record.